Linepithema humile (Argentine ant) is the source of this 995-nucleotide messenger RNA. RefSeq lists its product as uncharacterized. NCBI's taxonomy places the organism in Eukaryota, Metazoa, Arthropoda, Insecta, Hymenoptera, Formicidae. The record is from RefSeq and is a predicted model, not a curated record.
CAUCACUCGUAGCGACGACAACCACAUGGUGACGCGCGUGUUAAGUUAGUCACGCUUUGACCGCAUGGCGUAUUUUGAGUCAGUUUACUUUAUAUCAGAUUUAUCACAAUAAAUUGUACGAUAUGACUGAUCACCUUCAUUAAUGCAAAUUAAAGAGCAUCGAUUUAUCAUUCGCCACAAAAUGGAUGACGAAAAUGCGGCGAAAAUCGAACUUAGAAAAUCGAGGAAACGAAAUGGCGAAAGAGAGAAAAUUGAAGAUACAAAUAUGAAUAAUCAUGUGAAUAAUCAUCACAAAAUGGACAAAAUAUUUCAAAAUAAUAUUGUACAAAAGAAACAGACAGGAAAGAGAAAGAGAAAAUCCAUCGUACAAGAAACCGAGAGUUUAUCAGAGAAACUGGAAGAAGCCAAUAGUAAUGUUACUAUCGAUGAGGAUACUGCGAAAGAUGCCAAUGAAAAGACUUCAAAAAAACCAUCCAAAAGGCAAUUGAAGAAAGAAAAAGCUAUCCAAAGAGAAGCUCAAAAGAAAGAGACUAAUAAAAUAAAUGCCAUGCAAAAGGCAUUGAACUAUGUAUCCAUGUGGAAACAUUCCAGGAGUGAGUGGAAAUUUGAGAAGCUUAGACAAAUUUGGCUGAUGGACAAUUUGUUGGAUGAGAACUCCAUUUCGGAUAUAAUCUUUCCUGUCGUUCUUGAAUAUUUUGAAGGUUGUAAAGGUAUGGCACGGGAAGUAUUAUUACGAAAAGGAAUGGAGGUCAUAAGGAAAGCUGAGGAGGAAGAGAACGAGGAAAACAAAAACGAAAUUAUGGAAUCAAUUGCUUAUAAAAGAGCGAGGCAACUUUUACAAACUUUACCAAUUGAUAUGUAGUUUUAAGUUGUGAAGAAUGAAAGACAUUGAGGAGUAAAUGCAUGAGACUCGCGAAUAUCUGUGUGAUAAUGUGUGAAAAAAUUGCUUUAUUUGUAAGUUUCUUGUUAUGAAUAUCAUGAUUCAACAUGACUAA